CAGAGUCGAGACAGUGGAUCUGAGUCUCAGCUCAACACAGUUUCCAGCCUAAAAGAGGCCCUGGAACGCUUUGACCGUAGCCACACCCCCUCCUCCACCUCUCUGUCCUCACACAAGACCUCCUCACAGCUCUCAGACAACACCUCAACAGCCUCCAAGCUCCCACAUGGACAUGGCCACGCCCCUCAUCAGUCACAUGUUGCCUCCACCAUCGAGAUGACAUCACAGAGACGCUCCUCCAUCAGCAGCCAGUCUAUGAGUUCUCAGACCACGGGACACAGUGGCUCCUGUCCAUCCUGUGAUACAACAACACCAACAACAAGAGGUGAGAAACGCCUGUCUAUCCACCCUAUUCACCUGCCGGUGCUUGAGUUCUCAGCCCAGGUGAAUGCUAUGCAGCACCUAAAGAACCAGCUGGAGCAGAGGACCAGGAUGAUACAGGCCAACAUCCAGAGACAGCAGGAUGAACUCCGAGCCAUACAGGACCAACUACACAGAGUCCAGCCCCCAGCCAUACAGGACCAACUACACAGAGUCCAGCCCCCAGCCAUACAGGACCAACUACACAGAGUCCAGCCCCCAGCCAUACAGGACCAACUACACAGAGUCCAGCCCCCAGCCAUACAGGACCAACUACACAGAGUCCAGCCCCCAGCCAUACAGGACCAACUACACAGAGUACAGCCCCCAGCCAUACAGGACCAACUACACAGAGUCCAGCCCCCAGCCAUACAGGACCAACUACACAGAGUACAGCCCCCAGCCAUACAGGACCAACUACACAGAGUACAGCCCCCAGCCAUACAGGACCAACUACACAGAGUACAGCCCCCAGCCAUACAGGACCAACUACACAGAGUACAGCCCCCAGCCAUACAGGACCAACUACACAGAGUACAGCCCCCAGCCAUACAGGACCAACUACACAGAGUACAGCCCCCAGCCAUACAGGACCAACUACACAGAGUCCAGCCCCCAGCCAUACAGGACCAACUACACAGAGUCCAGCCCCCAGCCAUACAGGACCAACUACACAGAGUCCAGCCCCCAGCCAUACAGGACCAACUACACAGAGUCCAGCCCCCAGCCAUACAGGACCAACUACACAGAGUCCAGCCCCCAGCCAUACAGGACCAACUACACAGAGUCCAGCCCCCAGCCAUACAGGACCAACUACACAGAGUCCAGCCCCCAGCCAUACAGGACCAACUACACAGAGUACAGCCCCCAGCCAUACAGAUGUUCGUGCAGCAGCCUGGCGGAGCUUUGAAUGUCCAGCUGCCUCAGGUGGGGGUGGUGCCACAGGGAGCAGUUCUGACCAAUCAGGUGCAGCAGACUGUCCUAAACCCCGCCCACACAGGAAGUCAGCUCACCGUUCAGCAGCAGCAGCAGUCACCUCCUCCUCAACAGAACCUUCAACUACAGCAAAACAACUCCCUCGCUCAGGUAUUCAGCCAAGCAGUGGUCCAGCAGCAGCGUCAACCACAACAACAACAGCAGCAGCAGCAGCAACAACCUGUCUAUAACAUGAUCAUGUCUCAGCCCGGCCAGCCCAACCUACUACAGAUCAGUACCAGUCUACCACAGAACAACACACAACAGGCUGUAGCCACCUUCACACAAGACAACACUCAGAUACAGUUUCCGGCGGGCCAGCAGCUGGUUACUAAGUUAGUGACAGCUCCCAUGGCAUGUGGAGCUGUCAUGGUCCCGACCUCUGUAUUCAUGGGACAACCGGUCAUCGCUUACAACCCCUUUGGAGGGCAGCAGGGCGGUCAGACUCUUACCCUCCAGGCAGCCCAGCCUCAACAGAACCAGCCUGACAGCCAGACACAGACGGCUGUAGUGGCACAGAGUAACCAACAGGGGGCGCAGCAUCAGUUCGUACAGGGCACCCGUCUUCUCCACGGCAACCAGCAGCUGAUCCUCCAGGCAGCAUUCCCCAUGCAACAACAGCAACAGGCCUUCACCCAGGUAACACAACAACAACAGUCUCACACCCAGAGGCAUCAGCUGCAGCUGAAACCACAGCCGCAGAAACAACCCAAAGGCCCGCCUUCGCACCGGACUGACAGCUCCAGCAGCCAAGCACAGUAGGCCAGGCGUCCAAUCAGACUCUAUGACCUGAAGGCUGAACCAAUCAGAGGUGUGGAGGGGUGUCCUGGAUUGUGUUGUGUGUUUAUCUAAUGGAACUACAGUGUUGGAGUCACCCAACCCCCCCUCCUAUCGCCCCUACCAAUAUAGCUGCUGUGUUGACCCCCUCUAUCUUCCGCCAUAACAAACUGAAUUAUGGGUAACGGUGAGGGUGGCCAGCCCUUCGUCCUAGAAAGCUACUAACUGUGCAGGGUUUGGCUCCGGCUCUGCUCUAACACGCCUAUUCAGUUGCACACCAGGACCUUGAUGUUCACCUAGACUGAAUCAGGUGUGUUGGUUAGCGCAGGGCCGGAACUAAAGCCUGCAGUCAGAAGAUCUUCAGGAGGAGGUUUGGCUCCACCUGGAUUUCACCUUCCCUAAGGAACUUCUCAUCACCGUGGUGACAAUAGUACGGACCGGAACCAUCGGAACCCUGUAUCCCGUAGCAACCAGGAGGAGCGUUGUUUGUUCGUGCGUUUGGAGGAGAGACAAACUCGGUGUCCGUGGAAACCCAGUAGAACUCUUUGCGUUGCCACGGUAACGAGAGACUCCAAAAGGAACGUUGUGGUGAUGGACUGACUCUAUGGGUCUGUACAGUACAGACGUGUGUAACAUUAAACUAAAUGUAAAUAUCCAUUAUAGCUACAGAGAAAAAAACAGAAAUUACUAUUUUAUAUGAUUGCAUGGGUAAAUAACUGUACGUUUUUAUGAGUAACUUUUGACAAAAUGACUUUAUUCAGUGUUUUCCUGGUCAGAUAUGAGGUGACAGACGUUCAGCGAGGAUGAAGAGCCGCCUCUCUCUUCCACCCGAAGGUCUUCAGUUCUGUUCCAACACUUUACAAAAUGCAUCCGUCCUUCCAUCCUUCCAUCCUUCCUGCCUUCCAUCCUUCCAUCCUUCCUGCCUUCCAUCCUUCCAUCCUUCCAUCCUUCCAUUUCCUGCCUUCCAUCCUUCCAUCCUUCCAUCCUUCCUGC
Messenger RNA from Oncorhynchus keta (chum salmon), 3105 nucleotides. RefSeq names its product circadian locomoter output cycles protein kaput-like. Gene Ontology annotation, cellular component: CLOCK-BMAL transcription complex. Lineage: Eukaryota; Metazoa; Chordata; Actinopteri; Salmoniformes; Salmonidae. Gene Ontology annotation, molecular function: DNA-binding transcription factor activity, RNA polymerase II-specific; E-box binding. The annotation marks the transcript as partial. The record is from RefSeq and is a predicted model, not a curated record. Gene Ontology annotation, biological process: circadian regulation of gene expression; regulation of transcription by RNA polymerase II. The transcript has 12 exons.